GUAGUGCGAGCGGGCGGGUAUGAACCCAGCUGCCGUCCCCUCGUCGCUGUGACGCAGAUCAAGCGCACCGCAUCUCCCGGCGACAGUCUACGUAACUCGUAUCCACGCCUCGCGCUUAUGUCCGCGAGCUGUCACUCAAGCCCCAUUACGAGCGUUUCUUUAAAGCAGCGGAGCAGCUGAAGGGACGAGAAGAGCUCGAGGAGAACGGCUCGCGCAGAAGAGACCCCGCAGGUUGGCUGCGUCUGCAGCCGGGAGAGGAGGAGACGAUGCCGUCUCCGUCUUUUAACCUCGACGCUCAGCUGAGAUUUCACGACAAAUGGCUGAAGAUAGACCUCCAGAGGGCCUUCUCUCCAGAGGGUCUGUGUGAGAUGUGGAAUGAAAUGGUGAAAGAUGAGGAGAUCACCUUCACCGGAGAGGAGUCGGCUCACACAGAGGAUUGCACUGACUGCUUUGGAGCGCAGAAGAAAGAUGAGCCCAACGACAAAGAGAAGAAGGAGGAGGAGGAGACGUCGACGUGCGUGCACCACGCCAUCAUUGAGACCUGGGACUGGGGCCGGCAGCCAGACGAGGCCGAGCUGAAGGACUGCCUCCUGGUCCUGGUGGACGACCAGCAGAGGCUCUCGGCCCAGAUGGCCAAGAGCACGCUGUCGGCCCGGCGCCUCCGGCAGCGCCUCGUCAUCCUGGAGCGCUACCUCAUCUCGCUCAGCCACAGCAUGAUGGAGGAGAAGUUCAAGGUCCGCUGGAAGGGCCCGCCCAGCCCGCCGCUGCCCGCAGCCGACAACAAGAGCCCCCGUCCGGCCAGUAAAGGUGUUGAAGGUCUGGCCAGAGUCGGCUCCAGAGCCGCGCUCUCCUUCGCCUUUGCUUUCCUGCGUCGCGCCUGGAGAUCAGGAGACGAUGCAGACCUCUGCAGCGAGCUGCUGCAGGAGUCUCUGGACGCGCUGCGAGCGCUCCCAGAAGCCACUCUGUUCGACGAGGGCACCGUGUCCUCGGUGUGGCUGGAGGUCGUGGAGCGGGCCACCAAGUUCCUCAGUGACGUCCACGGCAGCGCCAGCACCAAGGGCAACAUCCCUCUGCAGGACCAGCACCUCGCCCUCGCCAUCCUGCUGGAGCUGGCCGUGCAGCGGGGGACGCUCAGUCAGCUGCUGUCGGCCGUCCUGCUGCUGCUGCGUUUGUGGGAAAGCGGCACCAGAGAGAUGGACAACGAGCGCUCCACGCAGGGAACCAGCGCCCCGCUGCUGCCGCUGCUGCAGCGCCUCCACGGCAUCCACAGCAGCAAGGAGGAGCCGGCCCCCGAGGAGGAGGCGCAGAUCCUCGCGGCCCAGAUGAGUCCCAACGAGAACUUCCUGCGCUACCUGACCUUACCGCAGGACAACGACCUGGCCAUCGACCUCCGGCAGACCGCCGUGGUCAUCAUGGCUCACCUGGACCGCCUGGCCUCUCCCUGCAGCCCCCCACACUGCAACUCGCCCACAUCACACAAGGGUACCCUGCAGGAGGUGAUCGCCUGGGGCCUGUUGGGCUGGAAGCUCUACGCCAACGUCAACGGGCCCAUCCACUGCAAAGGCCUGUCGAGUCUCGGGGUCGCUCAGGUCGUCUGUUCGGAGAAGGGCUUCCUCAUCCUGUCCAGCAGCGGUGCCGUUUACACCCAGAACUACAAGAGCACCACGCUGGCUCCGGUCCUGAUCCACGGCCUGAGCUCCAGGAAGGUGGUGAAGCUGGCGGCUCACCCCGACGGGCAGCACUACCUGGCCCUGUCGUCCAACGGGGAGGUGUUCUCGUGGGGCUGCGGGGACGGAGGUCGCCUCGGGCACGGAGACGCCACGUAUCUGGAGGAGCCCACGAUGAUCGCGGCCUUCAACGGGAAGCAGACGGGGAAGCACGUGGUGCACGUCGCCUGCGGGAGCACGUACAGCGCCGCCAUCACGGCCGACGGGGAGCUGUAUACGUGGGGCCGGGGGAACUACGGCCGGCUGGGCCACGGCUCCAGCGAGGACCAGACCACGCCCAUGCUGGUGACGGCGCUCAAGGGGCUGAAGGUGAUGGACGCGGCGUGCGGGAGCGGCGACGCGCAGACGCUCUCUGUGACGGAGAACGGUCAGGUCUGGUCCUGGGGGGACGGGGACUACGGUAAACUGGGCCGAGGAGGCAGCGAUGGCUGCAAGACCCCCAAGCUCGUGGAGAAGCUGCAGGACCUGGACGUGGUGAAGGUGUGCUGCGGCAGCCAGUUCUCCGUGGCCCUCACCAAAGAUGGGCAGGUGUACACCUGGGGCAAGGGAGACAACCAGCGCCUCGGCCACGGCACCGACGAGCACGUUCGAUACCCCAAGCUGCUCGACAGCCUCCAGGGGAAGAAGGUGGUGGACGUGGCGGUGGGCUCGACGCACUGCCUCGCCCUCACGGACGACGGCGAGGUGCACAGUUGGGGAAGCAACGACAAGCUGCAGCACUUCGACACGCUGUUCUCCAACAAGAAGCAGCCCAAGGCGCUGCCCGGCCUCAACGCCAAGCACAUCGUGGGGAUCUCCUGCGGCCCGGGACAGAGCUUCGCCUGGUCCUCGUGCUCCAAGUGGUCCGUGGGGCAGCGCGUGCCCUUCGUGGUGGACGUCUGCCCCGUGACCUUUGAGCAGCUGGACCUGCUGCUGCGGCAGGUCAGCGAGGGCAUGGACGGCAGCGCGGACUGGCCCCCCCCGCAGGAGAAGGAGUGCAUGGUGGUCGCCACGCUCAACCUGCUCCGGCUCCAGCUCCACGCGGCCAUAAGCAACCAGGUGGACCCGGAGGACCUGGGUCUGGGUCUCGGCAGCGCGCUGCUGAACAACCUCAAACAGACGGUGGUCGUUCUGGCGAGCAACGCCGGGGUCCUCAACUCCGUGCAGGCGGCCGCCCAGGCCGUCCUCCAGAGCGGCUGGUCGGUGCUGCUGCCCACCGCCGAGGAGCGAGCCAGGGCGCUGUCCUCGCUGCUGCCCAACGCCGCGUCGGGAAACGAGAUGAGUGUGAGUCCCGGUCGCCGCUUCAUGAUCGACCUGCUGGUCAGCAGCUUGAUGGCCGACGGCGGCCUGGAGUCUGCUCUGAACGCAGCCAUCACGGCGGAGAUACAGGACAUUGAAGCCAAGAAGGAGGCUCAGAAGGAGAAGGAGAUCGACGAGCAGGAGGCCAACGCCUCCACGCUGCAGCGCUGUCGCGCCGUGCUGGACAAAGACCUCAUCAACACCGGCAUCUACGAGUCCGCGGGGAAGCAAAGCCUUCCUCUGGUGCAGCUCGUGCAGCAGCUGUUGAGGAACAUCGCCUCGCAGACCGUCGCCAGGCUGAAGGACGUCGCUCGCCGCAUCUCCAACUAUCUGGAGGCGGAGCACGUGAGCAAGGAGCGCUCGGCGUCUCUGGACCUGCUGCUGCGCUUCCAGAGGCUGCUGGUCAGCAAGCUGUACCUGGGCGUCAGCGGCACGGAGAGCGCCAACGGAUACAACCCGGAGCUUCUGGGCGUCGGCUCCCUGUUAAAGAAGUACAUCGCCCUGCUGUGCACUCACAUCGGAGACAUCCUCCCGGUGGCGACCAGCAUCGCCUCCACCGGCCGCCGCCACUUUGCUGAAGUCUCUCGUGUCAUUGAAGGAGAUCUAACUGGAGUGCUGCUGCCCGAGCUGGUGGUGUCCAUCGUCCUCCUCCUCACCAUCGAUGCAGGUCUGAUGCAGGAGACCGGAUCCAUCCCUCUCCUGGCCGGACUCCUGGAGCACCUGGACCGCUUCAACCACCUGGCCCCGGGUCACGAGAGGGACGACAAUGAGGAUCUGGCCUGGCCAGGCAUUAUGGGAUCCUUCUUCACAGGUCAGAGCUCCAAGAACAACGAGGAGGUUUCCCUGAUCCGCAAGGCCGACCUGGAGAACCACAACAAGGACGGCGGCUUCUGGACGGUCAUCGACGGGAAGGUGUACGACAUCAAGGACUUCCAGGCUCAGUCCCAGUCGCUGGCGGGGAACAGCGUCCUGGCCCAGUUUGCAGGCGGGGACCCGGUGCUCGCUCUGGAGGCCGCGCUGCUGUUUGAGGACACCAGGGAGUCCAUGCAGGCCUUCUGCGUGGGCCAGUACAUGGAGCCCAACCAGGAGACCGUCACCACCCCGGACCUCAGCAGCCUGUCGUCGCCGCUCAUCGACGCGGAGAGGAACCUGGGGCUGCUGCUGGGCCUCCACGCCUCCUACCUGGCCAAGAGCACCCCGCUGUCCCCCAUGGAGGUGGAAUGUGCCAAGUGGCUCCGGUCCUCCAUCUUCUCCGGGGGUCUGCAGACCAGUCAGAUCCACUACAACUACAACGAAGAGAAGGACGAGGACCACUGCAGCUCCCUGGGCACCACCACCCCGGACAAGGUCGAGCUCUACUCCCGCAGAAUCACCCUCAGCGACCACGCGCAGCCUUUCCUUCAGGCCAUCGCUGACAACAACACCCAGGACCACACCGUGAAGGACUUCCUGUGCCAAAUCGAGCGCUGCUGUAAGCAGUACCACCUCAUCACGCCCAUCACCUUCCCCCCCGAGCACCCCGUGGAGGAGGUCGGCCGCCUGCUGCUCUGCUGCCUGCUGAAGCACCAGGACCUCGGACACGUCGCCCUUUCCCUCGUCAGUCAGUGUGCCCUGGGCGUGGACCAAGGGAAGCAGAGGUCCCUCCCCAAAUCUGUGAUUGACGUGUGCCGCAUGGUCUACCAGGCCAAGUGUUCCUUAAUCAAGACCCACCAGGAGCAGGGCCGCUCCUACAAGGAGGUGUGUGCGCCCGUCAUCGAGCGGCUGCGCUUCCUGUUCAACGAGCUGCGCCCGGCGGCGAGCAACGACCUCUCCAUCGUGUCCAAGCUGAAGCUGCUGAGCUCUCAGCCGCGCUGGAGGAGGAUCACCCAGAAACUCAUCCGGGACCGCAGGAAAAAGAGAGUGCCAAAGAAAUCCGAGUCUGCCGACACAGAGGAGCCAAAGCUGGAGAAUGAAGGGCCCAAGGGGGAGGAGCUUAACGUCCACAUCAGCCCCGCGCCGGCCGACAGGAAGUCGCCCACCAGCCGGACCUCCAAGCAGGACAAAUGGCACCCGCUGCUUCACACCGUGGCCAAGGUGCAGAAGAACCGCUGGCUGAAGCACAGCGUCCUGGGGCCCUUCUCUCAGUCCAGCCUCAUGGUCACCAUCGUGGAGUUCGCCCUGAAGGAGGAGCCGCUGGACGUGGAGAAGAUGAGGAAGUGUCUUCUCAAGCAGCUGGAGCGAGCCGAGGUGAGGCUGGAGGGCAUCGACACCAUGCUGAAGUUGGCCUCCAAGAGCUUCCUGCUGCCGUCGGUGCAGUACGCCAUGCUGUGUGGCUGGCAGAGGGUCACACCGGAGGGCACCAACAUCGGAGAGCCCCUGUCGGACUGCCUGAAGGACGUGGAUCUGAUCCCGCCCUUCAACCGCAUGCUGCUGGAGGUGACCUUCGGCAAGUUGUAUUCCUGGGCCAUCCAGAACGUCCGCAACAUCCUGCUGGAGGCCGGCACCCGCUUCAAAGAGCUCGGCGUGCAGCCGGUACCCCUGCAGACCAUCACCAACGAGAACCCGGCGGGGCCGAGUCUCGGCACCAUUCCUCAGGCCCGGUUCCUCCUGGCCAUGAUCCACAUGCUGUCCCUGAAGCACGGCUCCAACAGCCUGAGCCUGCUGCUCAACUCGGGCUUGUUGGCGCUCACGCAGAGCGUCCUGCGGCUCAUCGGGCCCAGUACAGACAGCAGUGAGGAGGACCUGAGUCUCUGUGCUCAAGGAGGCUCCGCUACAGUCCUGGAGGAGUCCAGAAAGGAGACGGCCCCGACCCCCCUGCCCGCCUCGGGCCCCGAGCUGGCUGCUAUGAUGAAGAUAGGCACGAGGGUCAUGAGGGGGGUCGACUGGAAGUGGGGAGAUCAGGACGGUCCGGCACCAGGUCUCGGCCGGGUCAUUGGGGAGCUGGGCGAGGACGGCUGGAUCAGGGUCCAGUGGGACACCAGCAGCACCAACUCGUACAGGAUGGGCAAGGAGGGCAAAUACGACCUGAAGCUGGCGGAGCUGCCGCUGGCUGCCCAGCCCCCGACUGAGGACUCGGACACGGAGGACGACACAGAAGGGGAGCAGAUGGAGAAGAGCAGCCACCCGACGGCCAUGAUGAUGACCAGCACGGUGAACCUGCUGAAGACGCUGUCGCUGACGGCGGGCAUCCACGCCGAGGUGCUGCAGACCGACGCCACCCGGACCCUCUGCGGCCUCCUGAGGACGCUGGUGGAGAGCGGCGCCAACGACAAGUCUCUCCCGGGCUGCCACGCCCACAGGCUGGUCUCUCGGGACCAGCACCGGAGCUGGUCCACGCUGGGCUUCAUACGCAGCAUCGCGCUGGUGCCCCAGAUGUGCGGCACGCUCAGCACCUCGGCCUGGAUCGGCCUGCUGAUCCGGAUCGUGGAGGGGCACCGGUCCUUCAGCGGGGUCACCCUGCAGAGACAGAUCCUGGCGCUCCGCCUCCUUCAGGCCGUCCUGCCCUCGUGGGACAAGAUGGAGCGCUCGCAGGACAUGAAGUUCCUGGUGGAGAAGUUGUUCAACUUCCUGGGAAGCCUGCUGAGCACCUGCUCCUCCGACCUGCCACUCCUCAGAGAGGGUUCCCUGAGGAGGAGGAAGUCCCGCCCCCAGGCGUCUCUCACGGCCACUCACAGCAGCACGCUGGCGGAGGAGAUCGUGUCGGUGCUGCGCACGCUGCACUCGCUCAGCCAGUGGAACUACAUGAUCAACGACUACGUCAACGCGCAGCUGAGCGCCAUCGGAGACGUGAUGGCUGGCUGUCAGUCUGAGGCUUGUUUUUUGGAGGACUACUUCCCUGACUCUGAGGUCCCCCGGGUGGGCACCCUGAUGGCGGUGAUGGCGGUCAUCGGAGGAAUCGACGGGCGCCUCAGACUCGGAGGCCAAGUCCUCCACGAGGAGCACGGAGAGGGAACCGUCACUCGCAUCACCCCGAAGGGACGGAUCACGGUCCAGUUCCAGGACAUGAGGACCAGCAGGGUCUGCCUGCUGAGCCACCUCAAACCGGUCCCGGCCGUGUCCUUCAGCGUGCAGAACCUCCCCUUCUCGGACCCCAUGCUGGUGGUCUGGGCUCAGCUGGUCAGCCUGGCCGGAAGCAAACUGGAGAAGCAACGCAUGAAGAAGUCCGUCAGCCGAGGGCUCUCAGCCGACCAGGUGGACGUGCACCUGCUGCGCUGCCAGCAGCUCCGGCUGUACAUCCUGAAGGCGGGUCGGGCUCUGCUGGCCCACCAGGACCAGCUGAGGCAGAUCCUCUCCCAGGCCGCCGUCUUCUUGGACAUCGGGCCCAACGCCAUCGAGGACCCGGUGGCGUCCUCCCCCGACGUGGGCGACCUGUCCCCGGAGGGUCCGGUGCCGCCGCUGAUCCUCCUGCAGCAGCUGCUGUCCGCCGCCACUCAGCCGUCGCCCAUCAAAGCCGUCUUUGACAGGCAGGAGAUGGAGGCUGCAGCUCUGGCCGUGUGUCAGUUCCUCGCGGUGGAGUCCGCCCACCCGUCCUCGCCGCUGUUCGAGGAGAGCAGCUCCAGCGAGGCCACCACGCCCGUGACCGUGCAACACGUCCGCCCCCCCAAGCAGAAGAAGCAGAAGGCCUCCCCCGUGCCCCCCGUCCCCAUCGUCCUCCAGCUCAUGGAGAUGGGCUUCGUGCGGAAAAACAUCGAGUUCGCCUUGAAGUCGUUGUCCGGGACGACGGGCGCCUCCGGCGUCCCGGGCGUGGAGGCUCUGGUGGGCUGGCUGCUGGACCACCCGGACGUCCACGUCACCGAGCUGUCGGACGCCGACACCGCGACAGACGAAUACUCUGACGAGGAGGUGCUGGAGGAGCUGGAGGAGGCCGAGCCCACGUUCCCCGUGCCUCCAGGUGCCGCGGUGACGGAGAGCCAGACCUUCAAGAAGAGAUCAGACUUCCAGAGCAACGACGACUACGCCGUCUACGUGAGAGAGAACAUCCAGGUGGGGAUGAUGGUGAAGUGCUGCAGAACGUACGAGGAAGUGUACGACGGCGAUGUGGGGAAAGUGAUCAAGCUGGACCGAGACGGGCUCCAUGACCUGAACGUGCAGUGUGACUGGCAGCAGAAAGGAGGAACCUACUGGGUCCGAUACAUCCACAUCGAGCUGCUGGGAUUCCCACCACAAAGUUCUCCCUCUCACAUAAAGAUCGGAGACAAAGUGAGAGUGAGACCCUCGGUCACCACACCGAAGUACAAAUGGGGCUCCGUCACUCACAGGAGUGUUGGGGUCGUGAAAGCCUUCAGCGCCAACGGGAAGGAUGUGAUCGUGGACUUCCCCCAGCAGUCCCACUGGACCGGCCUGCUGUCUGAGAUGGAGCUGGUGCCCAGCGUCCACCCCGGAGUGAGGUGUGACGGCUGCCAGAUGUUCCCCAUCAACGGGCCCAGAUUCAAAUGCAGGAGCUGCGACGACUUCGACUUCUGUGAGAACUGCUUCAAGACCCGCAAACACAACGCCAGGCAUUCCUUUGGUCGGAUCAACGAGCCGGGCCAGUCCCCGUCGUCCUGCGGCCGCUCGGGGAAGCAGCUGAAGAGGCCUCCCAGUAGCCAGCGCGGCAUGCUGGUGGACGACUGGUGCCGCGCGGUGAAGAGCCUCAGCGUGUCGUCCUCCGUCAACCAGGCGGCGCGCCUCAUCGACUGCAGCGAGCAGUGCUGGCAGUCCUCCGGCUCGCAGGGGAAGCACUGGGUCCGUCUGGAGCUCUUCCCGGACGUCCUGGUGCACCGGCUGAAGGUGGUGGUGGACCCGGCAGACAGCAGCUACAUGCCCUCCCUGGUGGUGGUGUCAGGUGGCGGCUCCUUGAACAACCUGGUGGAGCUGAAGACGAUCAACAUCAACCCCACGGACACCAGCGUCCUGGUGCUGAGCGACUGCACCGAGUUUCACAGGUACAUCGAGGUCGCCAUCAAGCAGUGCCGCAGCUCCGGUAUCGACUGUAAGAUCCACGGGCUGAGCGUGGUGGGGCGCAUCAGAGCGGAGGACGAAGACCUCGCCGCCGUGCCCUUCCUGGCCUCUGACAACGAGGAGGAGGACGAGGACAAGACCACCACCGGGAGUCUUGCCCGGAAGAAGUCUUCAGGGUUGGAGUCUUCAGCGACCAUCAGGACCAAAGUGUUUGUGUGGGGGCUGAACGACAAGGACCAGCUGGGAGGACUCAAGGGCUCUAAGAUCAAGGUGCCCUCCUUCUCCGAAACGCUCUCUGCUCUCAACGUGGUUCAAGUGGCCGGCGGUUCCAAAAGCCUCUUUGCAGUGACGGUGGAGGGGAAGAUCUACGCGUGCGGCGAGGCCACCAACGGCAGGCUGGGUCUGGGUCUGUCCAGCGGCACCAUCCCCAUCCCGCGGCAGAUCACCGCGCUCAGCAACUACGUGGUGAAGAAGGUCGCCGUGCACUCGGGGGGGCGGCACGCCAUGGCGCUGACCGUGGACGGGAAGGUGUUCUCCUGGGGGGAGGGAGACGACGGCAAGCUGGGCCACUUCAGCAGAAUGAACUGUGACAAACCUCGGCUGAUCGAGGCGCUGAAGACGAAGCGCAUCAGGGACAUCGCCUGCGGCAGCUCGCACAGCGCCGCCAUCACCUCCAGCGGCGAGCUGUACAGCUGGGGGCUCGGCGAGUACGGCCGCCUGGGCCACGGAGACAACACCACGCAGCUGAGGCCCAAACUGGUGAAAGUGCUUCUGGGCCACCGCGUCAUCCAGGUGGCUUGUGGGAGCCGAGAUGCCCAAACUCUGGCCCUCACCGAUGAAGGGCUGGUGUUCUCUUGGGGCGACGGGGAUUUCGGGAAGCUGGGUCGCGGAGGCAGCGAAGGCUGCAACAUCCCCCAGAACAUCGAGAGGCUGAACGGGCAGGCGGUCUGCCAGAUCGAGUGCGGAGCUCAGUUCUCCUUGGCGCUGACCAAGACCGGCGUGGUGUGGACCUGGGGCAAAGGAGACUACUUCCGACUGGGUCACGGCACCGACGUCCAUGUGCGGAAGCCCCAGAUGGUGGAAGGCCUGAGGGGGAAGAAGAUCGUCCACGUGGCUGUCGGAGCGCUGCACUGUUUGGCUGUUACAGACACGGGACAGGUGUUUGCGUGGGGGGACAACGACCACGGGCAGCAGGGCAACGGCACCACCACCGUGAACAGGAAGCCCACCCUGGUCCAGGGUCUGGAGGGGCAGAAGAUCACGCGGGUGGCCUGUGGCUCCUCCCACAGCGUGGCCUGGACUACCGUGGACGUGACCACGCCCUCGGUCCACGAGCCCGUCCUGUUCCAGACCGCCAGGGACUCGCUGGGCGCCUCCUACCUAGGCGUCCAGUCAGACAGUGACUCCUCCUCUGCAGUGAACAACAAGCUGAUUGGUCCGAGCAGCGUGAAGCCCAACCGGCCCUCGCUGGCUAAGAUCCUCCUCAGUCUGGACGGGAACGCGGCCAAACAGCAGGCGCUGACCCACGUGCUGUCGGCCCUCCAGAUCAUGUAUGCCAGGGACGCCGUGGCCGGGGCUCUGAUGCCGGCCAGCAUGAUCCUGCCUGCGGAGUGUCCGGCCAGCUCACCCGGCCCCCCGUCAGACUCCUCGUCCUCCUCCAGCGUGAGUGAUGAGGAAGGACCGCCCGUCCUGCUGGAGGCCGAGGAACGAGUCAGCCCCAAUCCCUGGCAGGACAAGAAGGGAGAGGCUCCCUCCCCAGAAGAUGCCGUCACCCCGUCGUCGGCCAUCACCCCCUCGCCCUCCGGCGCCUCCUCGCGGCCCUUCAUCCCCGUCACCGACGACCCCGGAGCCGCCAGCAUCAUCGCGGAGACCAUGACCAAGACCAAAGAGGACUCCGAGGGCCAGAGCAAGGCGGCGGGCCCGGAGCCCCAGUACCUGGACGAGUUCACCGGGCUGCUGGUGCCGGACGACACCCGCGUGAUGGUGGACCUGCUCAAGCUGGCCGUGUCCUGCCGCUCCGGGGACAAGGGCAAGGAGGUGCUGUCCGCCGUGCUGUCCGGGAUGGGCACGGCGUACCCUCAGGUCGCCGACAUGCUGCUGGAGCUCUGCGUCACCGAGCUGGAGGACGUCGCCACGGACUCUCAGAGCGGCCGCCUGUCCUCCCAGCCCGUCGUGGUGGAGAGCAGCCACCCGUACACGGACGACACCUCCACCAGCGGAGCCGUGAAGAUCCCAGGGGCCGAGGGUCUGAGGAUAGAGUUCGACCGGCAGUGCUCCACCGAGCGGCGCCACGACCCGCUGACCAUCAUGGACGGAGCCAAUCGGAUCGUCUCCGUCAGAUCAGGUCGGGAGUGGUCCGACUGGUCCAGUGAGCUGAGGAUCCCCGGAGAUGAACUCAAGUGGAAGUUCACCAGCGACGGCUCGGUGAACGGGUGGGGCUGGCGCUUCACCGUCUACCCCAUCAUGCCUGCUGCUGGUCCCAAAGACCUGCUGUCCGACCGCUGCAUCCUGUCCUGCCCCUCCAUGGACCUGGUCACCUGUCUGCUGGACUUCAGGCUGAACUUCGCCUCCAACAGGAGCAUCGUGCCUCGUCUCGCCGCUUCCCUCGCCGCUUGUGCCCAGCUGAGUGCGCUAGCUGCAGGACACCGCAUGUGGGCUCUGCAGAGACUACGGAAGCUUCUGACCACCGAGUUCGGUCAGUCCAUCAACAUCAACCGGCUGCUGGGAGACGGGGAGGGCGAGGCUCGCUCCAUGAGCUUCUCCGGCAGUGCUCUGGCGGCUCUGGUGAAGGGGCUCCCUGAGGCUCUGCAGCGGCAGUACGAGUACGAGGACCCCAUCGUGAGGGGGGGCAAGCAGCUGCUGCACAGCCCCUUCUUCAAGGUGCUCGUGGCUCUCGCCUGCGACCUGGAGCUCGACACGCUGCCCUGCUGUGCCGAGACGCACAAGUGGGCCUGGUUCCGCCGGUACUGCACGGCCUCCAGGGUCGCCGUGGCGCUGGACAAGAGGACCCCUCAGCCGAGACCCUUCCUGGACGAGGUCACCAAGAAGGUCCGGGAGCUCAUGGCGGACCACGAGAGCGUGAACGUCCUCCACGAGAGCCACGAGCUGUUCAAGCGCGAGCACGACGAGCAGCUGGUGCAGUGGAUGAACCGGCGGCCCGACGACUGGACGCUCUCCGCCGGGGGCAGCGGCACCAUCUACGGCUGGGGCCACAACCACAGGGGGCAGCUGGGGGGCAUCGAGGGGGCGAAGGUCAAAGUGCCCACGCCCACCGAGGCCCUCGCCACGCUGAGGCCGGUGCAGCUCAUCGGGGGGGAGCAGACUCUGUUCGCCGUCACCGCCGAUGGAAAGCUGUACGCUACAGGAUACGGUGCCGGGGGCCGGCUGGGCAUCGGGGGCACGGAGUCCGUGUCCACCCCGACGCUGCUGGAGUCGGUCCAGCACGUGUUCGUCAGGAAAGUGGCCGUGAACUCCGGAGGGAAGCACUGCCUGGCGCUGUCCUCUGAGGGGGAGGUGUACUCGUGGGGGGAGGCCGAGGACGGCAAGCUGGGUCACGGGAACCGGAGCCCCUGCGACCGCCCCCGUGUGAUCGAGUCCCUGAGGGGGGUGGAGGUGGCGGACGUCGCCGCCGGAGGGGCGCACAGCGCCUGCAUCACGGCCAGCGGAGAGCUCUUCACCUGGGGCAAAGGUCGCUACGGGCGGCUGGGACACGGGGACAGCGAGGACCAGCUCAAGCCCAAACUGGUGGAUGCGCUGCAGGGUCACAGGGUCAUCGAUGUCGCCUGCGGCAGCGGCGACGCCCAGACGCUGUGUCUCACGGACGACGACAUGGUCUGGUCCUGGGGGGACGGGGACUACGGCAAGCUGGGCCGAGGAGGAAGUGACGGCUGCAAAAUCCCCAUGAAGAUCGACUCGCUCACCGGCCUCGGCGUGGUCAAAGUGGAGUGCGGCUCUCAGUUUUCUGUGGCGCUCACCAAGUCUGGAGCUGUGUACACAUGGGGGAAAGGCGACUAUCACCGGCUCGGCCACGGCUCCGACGACCACGUUCGGCGGCCGCGACAGGUUCAGGGACUGCAGGGAAAGAAGGUCAUCGCCAUCGCCACGGGGUCGCUGCACUGCGUGUGCUGCACUGAGGACGGAGAAGUCUACACGUGGGGGGACAACGACGAGGGCCAGCUGGGGGACGGGACCACCAACGCCAUCCAGAGGCCCCGGCUGGUGGCGGCGCUGCAGGGCAAGAAGAUCAACCGGGUGGCCUGUGGCUCCGCCCACACCCUCUCCUGGUCCACCAGCAAGCCCACCAACGCCGGGAAGCUGCCCGCUCAGGUCCCCAUGGAGUACAACCACCUGCAGGAGAUCCCCAUCAUGGCCCUGAGGAACAGGCUGCUGCUGCUGCACCACAUCUCAGAGCUCUUCUGCCCGUGCAUCCCCAUGUUUGACCUGGAGGGCCGGCUGGGCCAGACGGGCCACGGACCCCCGGUGGGCUUCGACACCCUCAGGGGCAUCCUCAUCUCCCAGGGCAAGGAAGCGGCGUUCAGGAAGGUGGUUCAAGCCACGAUGGUGCGGGACAGGCAGCACGGCCCGGUGGUGGAGCUCAACCGGAUACAGGUGAAGCGGUCUCGUAGCAAAGGAGGUCUGGCGGGUCCCGAUGGAACCAAGUCCGUGUUCGGUCAGCUGUGUGCCAAGAUGAGCUCGUUCAGCCCCGACAGCCUUCUGCUGCCUCACCGCGUCUGGAAGGUCAAGUUCGUAGGGGAGUCCGUGGACGACUGCGGGGGAGGCUACAGCGAGUCCAUCGCCGAGAUGUGCGAGGAGCUGCAGAACGCCCUGACGCCGCUGCUCAUCGUCACGCCCAACGGCCGCGACGAGUCGGGCGCCAACCGGGACUGUUUCCUGCUGAACCCGGCGGCCAAGUCCCCCCUCCACAUGAGCAUGUUCCGCUUCCUGGGAGUUCUCCUGGGCGUCGCCAUCCGGACCGGAAGCCCUCUGAGUCUGAACCUGGCCGAGCCGGUGUGGAAACAGCUGGCCGGCAUGAACCUGACCAUCGCCGACCUCAGCGAGGUCGAUAAGGACUUCAUCCCCGGCUUGAUGUACAUCCGGGACAACGAGGCCGAGGCCGAGGAGUUCGAGGCCAUGACGCUUCCCUUCACGGUGCCCAACGCCAGCGGUCAGGACAUCCAGCUGAGCUCCAAGUACUCGCACAUCACGCUGGAGAACCGGGCGGAGUACGUCCGCCUGGCCAUCAACUACAGGCUGCACGAGUUUGACGAGCAGGUGUCAGCGGUUCGGGAGGGAAUGGCUCGAGUGGUCCCCGUCCCGUUGUUGUCGCUGUUCACCGGAUACGAGCUGGAGACGAUGGUGUGCGGCAGCCCGGACAUCCCGCUCCACCUGCUGAAGUCGGUGGCCACGUACAAAGGGGUGGAGCCCACGUCGUCGCUCAUCCAGUGGUUCUGGGAAGUGAUGGAGUCCUUCUCCAACACGGAGCGGUCCCUCUUCCUGAGGUUCGUCUGGGGGCGAACGCGCCUGCCGCGCACCAUCGCCGACUUCCGGGGGCGGGACUUUGUCGUGCAGGUGCUGGAUAAGUACAACCCCCCCGACCACUUCCUGCCCGAGUCCUACACCUGCUUCUUCCUGCUGAAGCUGCCCAGGUACUCGUGUAAGCAGGUUCUGGAGGAGAAGCUGAAGUACGCGAUCCACUUCUGCAAAUCCAUCGACACCGACGACUACGCCCGCAUCGCGCUGUCCGGGGAGCCGGCGGCCGACGACAGCAGCGAGGACUCCGACAACGAGGACGCCGACUCCUUCGCAUCGGACUCCACCCAGGACUACCUGACGGGACACUGAGCACACACACACACACACACACUGAGCACGCACACACACAUGAACACACACACUGAGCACACACACACUGAGCACACACACGUUGAACACACACA
Messenger RNA from Cyclopterus lumpus (lumpfish), 14860 nucleotides. It is a transcript of the gene herc2, whose product is annotated as HECT and RLD domain containing E3 ubiquitin protein ligase 2. Gene Ontology annotation, biological process: protein ubiquitination. Lineage: Eukaryota; Metazoa; Chordata; Actinopteri; Perciformes; Cyclopteridae. Gene Ontology annotation, molecular function: zinc ion binding; ubiquitin protein ligase activity. Bases 267 to 14765 code for a protein of 4832 amino acids. The transcript has 89 exons. The record is from RefSeq and is a predicted model, not a curated record. Gene Ontology annotation, cellular component: cytoplasm; membrane.